AUGGCCGACUCCACCAGCAGGCCGAGCUAUCCUGCCGGGACGAUCGCCAAAGUGUCAACCGACAUCCUGAAUGAAACCUUUCACAACAUCAUCCAUGACCUGGUCGCCAAGGUCCACCGCCAGGAGAAGAUGGCGCGGAUGCGCUCCGCGGUGGUAAUUGCCAGACAAAAGGCAGAAGAAGGGGCGACGGUACCAGAAGAAGCUGGCAGCAAGUCAGUGGUAGAUGGCAAACCCCGGGAAGUCAUCAUAGAUGCGAAUAAACUAGCAAGCACGCGCCUGGAGACGGACGCCGCCAUCUUCGACCGCGGGAAAGUACUUCUGAAAGGAAACCCGUUACAUACCGUGAAGGAGAUUAUCUGCCCGGACUGCCGUCUCCCACGCUUAUCAUAUCCUCCAGUGGGCGCGGGCUACAGACCUCCCCCCGACUUGAAUCGUGAAUAUUGUCAAAAUGGGCCCCUAAUCACGCUACCCGGACACGACGUCCAUGGCAAAAUGUUCGCGGUGAUGCCAAAUCCAAAGAAGCGCAAGACGGAAAAAGACAGCACAAUUCCCGAAGUUCCAACCAGCAAAUGCCCUAUCUGCCCCCGAUACUUCGUCAUGAACCGAGUAGCCCAGCAUCUAGAUCGAUGCAUGAACAUCUCCGGCCGCGGCAGCAGCACGCGCAAUAAAACACCCACAGACAGUGGAGCCAGUGGUGCCAGCAGCCCAACCUCGUCGGCACCGAAACGGCCACAUAACGAUGACGACGAGGGCAGCCCAAGCCCAACAAAGAAGAAGAAGCUCAAUUCGAGCAAGAAAGGCUCGACGAACAAGCCCGGGCCUAGUAAGCUCAAGCAAUCAUUUACAGCAGAGGAUGACGAGGACAUUAAGAGCGAAAACGGGGAUUGA
Penicillium maclennaniae is the source of this 888-nucleotide messenger RNA. RefSeq lists its product as uncharacterized. The coding region runs from base 1 to 888 and encodes 295 amino acids. NCBI's taxonomy places the organism in Eukaryota, Fungi, Ascomycota, Eurotiomycetes, Eurotiales, Aspergillaceae. The record is from RefSeq and is a predicted model, not a curated record. The transcript has 2 exons.